UUGAUCACAAGGCAGCACACAGCCACAGAGGCAGGCUGGAACUGACUGGGAGAUACAGGAAGAGAUUUGUGUGGAUCAGCAAACAACCCAGUCUUUUAAACACACCUGUCUCUACAGACCCACUCUGGGUCAGUUCACCAUGGAGCGUACACCCAGGGGCACAGACAGAAAAUCAACAGAGUCCAGGGACAGACAGACGGAAGGACAUUAAAGGAUUUGUAGCGUGCAUUUGUCAGACUUUUACAACCCUGGCCACUCUCCCUCCUUUCCCCACCAUGGACGGCACAGCUGUGUGCUGGAGCAAGGCUAGUGUCAUCGGCUUCAUCAAGGGCCUGGCGUCUCCAGUGGGAACCGGAUACAGUAAGCCACCCAUCCCUCCAGUGCUGAGUCCCCAAGGAGACAAGGGUCCUCCAGCCUUGAUGCCCAUUAGCAUCGACCCGGAGAGCCGGCCUGGGGAGUAUGUCCUCAAGAGCCUGUUCGUAAACUUCACCACGCUGUCCGAGCGCAAGAUACGUAUCAUCAUGGCCGAGCCGCUGGAGAAACCAUUGAUCAAGUCUUUGCAGAGGGGUGAGGAUCCUCAGUUUGACCAGGUGAUAACUGCUAUGAGUUCUCUGGCGGAGUACUGCCUCCCGUCCAUUCUGAGGACACUGUUUGACUGGUACAGAAGACAGAACGGUCUAGAGGAGCCAGAGUCACACGAAUACAGACCCAGAGCCAACACCAAGUCAAAAAAUGAUGAACAGCACAGAGAUUUUCUACUUGAAAGGAGGGAUCUGGCAAUCGACUUCAUCUUCUCCCUCGUACUUAUAGAAGUUUUAAAACAGAUGCCGCUCCACCCUGUCCUGGACUGUUUGGUCAGUGAAGUCAUUAACUUGGCCUUUAAGCACUUUAGAUACAAAGAAGGGUAUCAUGGUCCUAACACUGGUAACAUGCACAUUGUAGCAGACCUCUAUGCAGAAGUCAUAGGAGUUUUAGCCCAGGCCAAAUUUCCCGCUGUGAAGAAAAAAUUUCUGUUUGAGCUGAAGGAGCUGAGACAGAAGGAGCAGAGUCCCUACGUGGUCCAGAGCACCAUCAGCCUCAUCAUGGGUGUCAAGUUCUUCCGCAUCAAGAUGUAUCCAGUGGAGGACUUUGAAGCCUCCUUCCAUUUCAUGCAGGACUGUGCCCAGUACUUCCUGGAAGUGAAGGACAAGGACAUUAAGCAUGCCCUGGCCGGCCUCUUUGUGGAGAUCCUAGUUCCUGUAGCGGCAGCUGUUAAGAACGAGGUGAACGUGCCGUGUCUAAGGAACUUUGUGGAGAGCCUGUAUGACACAACACUGGACCUCUCCUCCAGGAAAAAACACUCUCUGGCUCUCUACCCGUUGGUGACCUGUCUGCUGUGUGUCAGCCAGAAGCAUUUCUUCCUCAACAAAUGGACUGUCUUCCUCAACAACUGCCUCUCCAACAUCAAGAGUAAGGACCCCAAGAUGGCGCGUGUUGCCCUGGAGUCUCUUUACCGUCUUCUGUGGGUCUACAUGAUCAGGAUCAAGUGUGAGAGCAACACUGCUACGCAAGGGCGUCUCAACACCAUCAUUACAACACUCUUCCCCAAGGGCUCUCGCAGUGUGGUGCCCAGAGAUAUGCCCCUCAACAUCUUUGUCAAAAUGAUCCAGUUUAUUGCACAGGAACGACUGGACUUUGCCAUGAAAGAGAUCAUCUUUGACCUUAUGUGUGUUGGGAAACCAGCCAAAGCCUUUAGUCUUAACCCAGAGAGAAUGAAUAUAGGUCUGAGAGCAUUCCUGGUGAUAGCUGACAAGCUCCAGCAGAAGGAUGGGGAGCCACCCAUGCCCAACACGGGAGCCACGCUGCCUUCGGGCAACACACUCAGGGUAAAGAAGACUUACCUGAGCAAAACACUGACUGAUGAUGAAGCCAAGGUCAUAGGUAUGUCCCUGUACUACUCCCAGGUGAGGAAGGCCAUAGACAAUAGCCUGAGACACCUGGACAAGGAGGUGGGCCGAUGCUUGAUGAUGACCAACGUCCAGAUGCUCAACAAAGAGCCUGAGGACAUGAUCACAGGAGAGAGGAAGCCGAAGAUCGACAUGUUCAGGACGUGUGUGGCGGCCAUCCCUCGCAUCCUGCCAGACGGCAUGUCCAAGCCCGAACUCAUAGACCUGCUAUCUCGGUUGACGAUUCACAUGGACGACGAGCUACGCCUCAUAGCCCAGAACUCCCUCCAGAGUUUACUGGUAGACCUCCCUGAGUGGCGUGAUGACGUCCUGUUUGGCUUUACCAAUUUCCUGUUGCGGGAGGUUCAGGACAGCCACCAGGCCCUACUGGACAACUCUCUCCGGCUGCUGCUCCAGCUGUUGACCCAGUGGAGACUGGCUCUGUCAGCCCCAGAGAAGUGCUGCGACACAUCAGAGUUGGGCUCCAGCCAACGCGUGUUGGUGGAACACGGACCCCACUCCACAGUGCUGCACGCCAUGGAGGGCCUGGCCUUGCUCCUGCUCUGCUCCUGUCAGCUCACAACGCGCAAACUGGCCAUGUCAAUCCUCCGGGAGAUACGCUGCCUGUUCCUUGCCAUUGGACAGACUGAGGAUGAUGACAAACCCAUGAUAGAGGUCAUGGACCAACUGAGCCUGGCGGUUCUGGAAAGCUUUGUUCAUGUGGCAGCGUCAGAUACGGCCACUCUUCCGUUGGGCCACCAAGUGGACCUGCAAUGGCUGCUUGAGUGGAACUCCAUGCUGGUCAACAGCCACUAUGACAUCCGGAGCCCGUCCCACGUGUGGAUCUUUGCCCAGUCGGUCAAGGACCCCUGGGUGCUCUGUCUCUACAGCCUGCUGCGCCAGGACCACCUGCCCAAACACUGCCCCACUGCCCUUAGCUACACCUGGUCCUACGUCUUCACACGCAUGCAGCUGCUCAUGCCCCUGGUGGACACCACUAACCCAGUAUACACUAAGAAGACCAGCAGCACGUCGGGUGGUGGAGACAGCUACGUGACCCUGUGGAGGAACUACCUGAUCCUGUGUUUUGGAGUGGCCAAGCCUAGCAUCAUGAGCCCUGGCCAACUGAGAGCCUACACCCCUGAGAUCACAGCCACUACACCUGAUGGCAGCAUCAACUACGACAACAAGGUGAUUUGGACCCCCUCAGUAGCAUGGCUCCUGAAGCAGCUGGUCCCUCUAAUGAGAACAGAGAGCAUCGAGCUGACAGAGUCCUUGGUGCUAGGCUUUGGACGCACCAACUCCCUGGUCUUCAGGGAGCUGGUAGAGGAGCUGCAUCCUUUAAUGAAGGAAGCUUUGGAGAGAAGACCAGAGAACAAGAAGCGCCGUGAGCGGAGAGACCUCCUGAGGCUGCAGCUUCUGAGGAUAUUUGAGCUACUGGCUGACUCUGGUGUCAUCAGUGAUAGCACCAACGGGGCUCUGGAGCGGGAUACGUUGGCCCUGGGAGCUCUGUUCCUAGAGUACGUGGACCUGACGCGGAUGCUUCUGGAGGCGGAGAAUGACAAAGAGCUAGAGAUCCUCAAGGACAUCCGAGCUCACUUCAGUGCCAUGGUGGCCAACCUCAUCCAGUGUGUUCCCGUCCACCACCGACGCUUCCUCUUCCCGCAGCAGAGCCUAAGGCACCACCUCUUCAUCCUGUUCAGCCAAUGGGCUGGUCCCUUCAGCGUCAUGUUCACGCCUCUCGAUCGUUACAGUGACAGGAACCACCAGAUCACCAGAUACCAGUACUGCGCCCUCAAGGCCAUGUCUGCGGUGUUGUGCUGUGGACCUGUGUUCGACAACGUUGGACUGUCCCCAGACGGAUACCUCUAUAAGUGGCUGGAUAACAUUCUAGCCUGCCAGGACCUACAGGUUCGCCAGCUGGGCUGUGAGGUAGUUAUUCUGCUGCUGGAGUUGAAUGCUGACCAGGUCAACCUGUUUAACUGGGCGGUCGACCGCUGCUUCACCGGCUCCUACCAACUGGCCUCUGGCUGUUUCAAGGCCAUCACCACCAUCUGUGGCAGCAGAAACUAUCCCUGUGACAUCGUGACUUUGUUGAAUUUGGUGCUCUUCAAGGCAUCAGACACCAGCAGGGAAAUGUAUGAAAUCUCAAUGCAGCUAAUGCAGAUUCUGGAGGCAAAGCUGCUUGUGUAUUCCAAGACGAUAGCAGACCAGAAGCCCAGUAGUAUCCUGGAUAGGACCCACAGACCUCUGCCUCCCCUCUACAACGUCUCUCUAGCCCAGCUCUCACAGCAACUGGCUAGGAUGUACCCCGAACUCACUCUGCCUCUCUUCUCAGAGGUUAGCCAGCGUUUCCCUACCACUCACCCCAACGGCCGUCAGAUCAUGCUGACCUACCUGCUGCCCUGGCUCUCUAACAUCGAGCUGAUGGACAGCUGCCUGCUGCCACCGGUCUCCAGCCCUGAGGAGGAGACCCCGGACCGGACCGGCACCACCGCGGGACAAGUCCCCCAACACACCCUAAGGGGAAUGGGCUGGGGCUCGCUUUUGGCCACCUCGCUGGUCCUUAACAACCUCAUGUUCAUGACCGCCAAGUACGGUGAUGACGUUCCAGGACCAGAGAUGGAGAAUGUCUGGAACGCUCUGGCCAGCAACGACAGGUGGACCAACAAUCUGAGGACUACCCUGCAGUUCCUCAUCAGUCUGUGUGGAGUGAGCAGCGACACUUCUCUGCUGCCUUAUAUCAAGAAGGUGGUGAUCUACCUGUGUCGUAACAACACCAUUCAGACCAUGGAGGAGCUGUUGUUUGAGCUGCAGCAGACAGACCCGGUCAACCCUGUGGUACAGCACUGUGACAACCCACCUUUCUACUGCUUCGCUGCCACCAGCAAGACCUCCACCGCCACCUCAGGUACAACAUCCAGUAGCAACACUGUAGUUGCUGGCCAAGAGAGUUUCCCUGACGCAGGUGACAUUAAAGCAGCCAAAGAGAACGAAGAGAGGUUGAGUAACAUCAUGAGGCACCACAACUGCCUGGAAUCCCGAUACAGCAACAGUUCUGGAGGCUCCUACGAGGAGGAGAAGAGUGAGCCCCUUCCGCCGUACACUGGUUGGCUGAUGAGCGUUGUGGAGACCAAUCAGCCACUCCCUUUGCCUAUGCCUGUCAACGGAGGCUGCUGGGCUCCCCUUGUGGACUACCUCCCUGAAACCAUCACUCCUAAGGGACCUCUACACAGGUUUAACAUCGCGGUGAUCUUCAUGACCGAGAUGGUGGUUGACCACGGUGUGAGAGAAGACUGGGCCUUGCACCUACCACUGCUGCUACACGCCCUCUUUCUGGGCAUGGAUCACUACCGUCCCGAGGUGUUUGAGCACAGCAAGCGUCUCCUCCUGCACCUACUCAUCACGCUGUCCUGCAACCGCAACUUCCAGAAAAUCGCCUCCGUCCUGCUGCAGACACGAGAGGUCAAUAGCAGCAAGACCUUGACCAGCAAGUCAAGCUACCAGCCUGAAUACUUCACUACUACAGGUGGGAUGGACUUCCUGCGAGAGGGCCAGGCAUCCCCAGUACCAGACUCUGGCCUCAGCUCCUCGUCCACCUCUUCCAGCCUCAGCCUGGGAGGCAGCACCUCCAACCUGCCCCAUAUCUCCUCCCAGGAGGCGGAGGAGCUGAAGAGCCCCUCAGAGACAGACGAGAAGACCAACAAGCUGAUUGAGUUCCUCACCACCAGGGCCUGUGGCCCCAUGUGGUGUCACGAAGCUAUCUCACCCAAGAACCAGACCUCAAAAAGCACUGAGCAGCUUGUCAACUUUCUGCGUUAUGUGGUGUCGGUGUUCAAAGAGUCCAAAUCAGACUUCCACCUGGAGCAGCAGUUGAGUGACAUAGCUCUGCAGAUGGGUCUGUGUAGCUUGUCACGCCACUACGCCGGGAGGUCCUUCCAGGUGGUUCGGGGGCUGCGGCAGCCGCUCUCGGCCCACGCCGUGUUCGACCUGCUCUCGCGACUGGUGGAGGUGGUGGGGGAGCACGGGGAGGAAGUACAGGGUUAUGUUAUGGAAGUGUUGCUCACCUUAGAGUCUGUGGUGGACAACCUGGCUGAAUGUCUCAAGAACAAUGACCUAAUGGCUAUCCUGAACAGGGCAUCCUCCCCAGACUUCCUUACCAGCGGGAAGCUGGUGUCCAACAGGAAGAGCACGGGGCAGCUGAACCUGUUCCAGCAGGGUGUGGGGACAGCCGAGCGCAGCCGUCACCAGAGGAGCUACUCCGUCCCCAAGAGGUUUGGUGAGGCUGACCGCUCAUCCGACCCUCCUCGCAGCGCUACACUGGACCGCGUCCAGGCCUGCACCCAGCAGGGAGGGCUGACCAAGAACCGCAAUCCGUCCUCUUCCAAAGAGCCCCUGAGUGACCCAGCCAACGUCAACCACCCGUCCAACCUGCUGGCCACCAUCUUCUGGGUUGCUGUGUCCCUGAUGGAGUCAGACUUUGAGUUUGAGUACCAGAUGUCCCUGCGGCUGCUCCUCAAGCUGUUGGCCCACGUGGCCCUGGACAAGCAGGAGAACAGGGAGCGGCUGGAGAAGCUGCAGGGCCAGCUGAGGUGGAGUGGCUUCGCCGGACUCCAGCAGCUGCUCCUCAAGGGCUUCACGUCCACUUCCACCACCGACCUCACCCUGCACAUCUUCUGCCAGCUCACGCCUGUCUCGCGGGUGCCCGUGGUGGACACCUCACAAGCCAUAGGUUUUCCUCUGAACGUUCUCUGUCUGCUGCCACAUCUGGUCCAGAACUUCGACGGCCCAUCCCAGUUCUGUAAAGACGUGGCGCAGAGAAUAGCUCAGGUAUGCUUAGAGGAGAAGAAUUCGAAACUGUCCAACUUGGCCCAUGUGAUGACCCUGUACAAAACACACUCGUACACCCGGAACUGCUUCUCCUGGGUCAACGUCGUCUGUCGCUAUCUCCACGAGGCCUUCUCCGAGAUCACCCUCAACAUGGUCACUUACAUGGCCGAGUUGUUGGAGAAGGGUCUACCCAGCAUGCAGCAAACCUUGCUCCAGAUCAUCUACAGCCUGCUGAGUCACAUGGACCUGUCAGUCAUUCAGGCCAAGCCAUUCAAUAUGGAGGUCCUCAAGACCAUCGAGAAGUUUGUCCAGACGGCCCACUGGAGGGAAGCCCUGAACAUCCUGAAGCUAGUGGUGUCCCGGUCGGCUAGCCUGGUGCAGCCAACGUCCCCCCACAGCGAGCUGGCCCACCUGGACCUCCAGGUGUGGGAGCGCUCCUCCAAAGCCCUGCCCGGGAAAACACUGGACUUUACCUUUGACAUCUCUGAGACCCCAGUGAUUGGCAGGAGGUAUGAGGAGCUGCAAGGUUCUCCAGGCCGGGAGGGGAAAAGUCGGGCCAUCGCUGUGACCUGCAGCACCUCCUCCACCUCCUCGGGCUCCACCUCCAACAACGUCCUGGUUCCAGUCAGCUGGAAAAUACCCCAGUCCUCUCAGAAGAGGACACGGGAGAAGCUGGUGAAUGUGUUGUGUCUGUGUGGACAGGGAUUGGGGCUCACCAAAAAUCCUUCGGUGAUCUUCUCCAGCUGUGGCGAGCUGGACCUGAUGGAUCUGCAGCCCAGCCUGGUGUCAUCUGAGGAGGGGACUCAGGAGCAGGACAACAACAUGGAUGACACCACGUCCGAGCAACAAUUCAGAGUCUUCAGAGACUUUGACUUCCUGGACGUGGAGCUAGAGGAAGGAGAGGGGGAGACAAUGGACAGCUUCAAUUGGGGGGUGCGGAGACGCUCCAUGGAUAGCCUGGACAGGAGUGACAUGGUGCCCCUGGAUGCCAGUGAGCUGUCCAGCAGCACACCCAGCCUAGGCCAGUUCAUCCACCAGGACUCAGAGGAAUCCUCAGAGGAAGAAUCCAUCACCGUCAGCCAGAUCCUCUCUCACUCCCAGGUGAUUGUGAAUCUCUCCCCCACCGAGGAGGUCAAUCAACUGGACUCUCUGUACACCUCCGGUGACAACUCAUCCACUGACCCUCCUCUUCCCCCUCUGCACACCCGAACGUCCAGUUUCGAGAUCUCGCUGGCAGAGAAUUCAAUGUCGAGGGCUGAGGUAUCAGUAGAAGACGAGGACACGAACAUCCAUGAGGAUGACCUGUCCAUCAGUGACCUCCUGCCAGGGUUUGACUGCAGCGGCGACAGCUUCAGCCUGGAAAAUCUGGCUCCGGGAGACGACCGAGGAGAACUGGACCUGGACUUCAGCGCACUGCCCAGUCUCGGCGAGGAGGAGAGAGACGAGCUGAUGGAGUCUCGUUCUUCCCUUCCUCCGUCACCCUUCUUCUCGGCCAUCCUGGCGGCGUUCCAGCCGGCAGUGUGCGAUGACGCCGACGAGGCGUGGCGGAGGCACAUCAACCAGCUGGUGUCCGACUCAGACGGCUCCUGCGCCAUCUACACCUUCCAAGUCUUCUCCUCCUUCUUCCAGAGUAUUCAGAGCAAGUUCUGCUCCCUAACCUGUGAUGCUGCGGGUUACCUAGGAGAUGGCCUGCGAGGGAUAGGUUCCAAGUUCCUCAGGUCGUCCCAGAUGCUGACAUCAUGCUCCGAGUGUCCUACGCUGUUCAUAGACGCUGACACCAUCAUCUCCUAUGGGCUCCUGGAGAAGAUUAAAUUUAGUGUACUGGAACUCCAAGAAUAUCUGGACACUUACAACAGCAGGAAAGAAGCAGCCAUAGCUUGGUUAACCAGCUGCAAGGCCACCUUCCCCAUAGGCAGUGGGGGUGUCAUGAUUACCAACCAGCCGGGGGAAUACGAGGAAAAGCAACUGGAGCUGUGUCAACGACUCUACAAGCUCCACUUUCAGCUGCUGCUGCUCUUUCAGUCCUACUGUAAGCUGAUUGGGCAGGUCCAUUUUAUCAGCUCUGUCCCAGAGCUGAUGAAUAUGUCCAAAGAGCUGAAUGAACUGAAGGGCAGUCUGCGGGCUGCAGCAGCCUCCGUGACCUCCAGUGACCUCCAGGCUGCCCAGGAGACAUCCUCCUCCUCUGAGCCCACCUUCCUCUCCUCUGAGGCGGCUGUACAAGCCAUCCUGGAAGCUCUGAAGAACCACGAGUUCACCACAGCCAUCCGCUACAUCCGCGAGUGCAGGAGGGUGUGGCCCAGUGACAUUUUCGGCAGCAGCUCUGAGGACGAGACACAGACGUUGCUGAACAUCUACUUCAGAUACCAGACGCUGGGCCAGAUGGGCACCUUUGCACUGGUGGGCUCCAAGCAGGACCUCUCGGAGAUCUGCGUCAAGCUGAUGGAGCUCAACGGGGAGAUCAGGGACAUGAUACGCCGGGCCCAGGGCUACCGAGCCUUUACCACCUUUCUCCCAGACUCCGGUGUGUCUGGCUCCAGUCUCUGACACUCAGGAGGAAUGCUGUGCCUGACUCCAGGCCCCAGUCCCAGCCCAAACUGAGCCCCCAGCCUUAGCACCAGUUCACUGCCCUGCUCUAGCCCCAACACCAGCCCUAUACAUUAGCCCCAGCCUUUGCCCCAGCUCACUGCACUGCCUCAGCCCCGAAAUACGGCCUAGCCCUAGCCGCAGGUCACUGACCUGCCUCAGCCCUAUACCCCCAUCAUGAUCUCAGCUACAGCCUCCAUCCUCAGCCCCUGUCCUGUGCGCUGCUCCAGCCCUCCAACCUAAUCCUACCCUGGGUAUGCUGCUAUGGUUACCGUGGUCACAGCAAGCUCUCUCCUUGUGUCCCUUCUCAGAGCAGGGGGCCCUAAGGAUGUACCACUAUUCAGCUCGCCAUAUGUGCAGCAAUACUGUGGGAGUGAAAGUGACGAAGCACAACUUUGCUCUUAGAAACAAACAUGAGCUUUUAUUGCACUAAUAUUUCUGGAUAACAUCACACAGCGGCCACUUGCUACUGAGUUCAAUGGCUUUCACGUCUAACAGAAGACAUACCAAAGUUACAAUUAACUUUUUCUUCUGCUGAGUAUCUGUUAUUUUACAUUUUUAAGGGAAAAUGUGCAAUGCUUUACAGAAGUGAAAGACUUCUGUGAAGACUACUGUAUCAUGAAAAAAUGUGUUUUUUAUUUUAUUUUAGUGCUUUUCACUACUUGAAUAUUAUGGAUUGCAGGCAAAAUUAUGCUGAAUAUUUUUAAAUAGAGAGCCUGUGUGUUUAUGUGAAACUGACUGUAACCAGACUAUACAAUCCAUUAACACUGCAAAGCACAGACAUACGGUAUAUACAUAUAUCUAUCGGAUUGUAUUUAGACCCCUUUUUCCACAUUUUGUUGUUACAGCCUUCUAAAAUGUAUUGCAUUGAUUUUUUUUCCCUCAUCAAUCUACACACAAUACCCCAUAAUGUCAAAGCAAAAACAGGCUUUUAGAAAUGCUAAUUACUUUUUUUUUAAACCCUGAAAUUUCACAUUUACAUAAGUAUUCAGACCCUUUACUCAGUACUUUGUUGAAGCACCUUUGGCAGCAAUUAAAACCUUGGGUCUUCUUGGGUAUGAUGCUACAAGCUUGGCACACCUGUAUUUUGGGAGUUUCUCCCAUUCUUCCCUGCAGAUCCUCUCAAACUCUGUCAGGAUGGAUGGGGAGUGUUGCUGCACAGCUAUUUUCAGGUCUCUCCAGAGAUGUUUGAUCGGGUUCAAGUCCAGGCUCUGGCUGGGCCACUAUAGGACAUUCAGAGACGUGUCCCGAAGCCACUCUUGCUUUGUCUUGGCUGUGUGCUUAGGGUCGUUGUCCUGUUGGAAGGUGAACCUACUCCCCAGUCUGAGGUCCUAAGCGCUCUGGAGCAGGUUUUCAUCAAGGGUCUCUCUGUCUUUGCUCCGUUCAUCUUUCCCUCGAUCCUGACUAAUCUCCCAGUCCCUGCGGAUGAAAAACAUCCCCACCGCAUGAUGCUGUCAUCACCAUGCUUCAUCGUAGGGAAGGUGCCAGGUUUCCUCCAGACGUGUUGCUUGGCAUUCAGGCCAAAGAUUUCAAUCUUGGUUUCAUCAGACGUCUUUAGGUGCAAACUCCAAGCUGGCUGUCCUGUGCCUUUUACUGAGGAGUGGCUUCCGUCUGGCCACUCUACCAUAAAGGCCUGAUUGGUGGAGUGUUGCAGAGAUGGUUGUCCUUCUGGAAGGUUCUCCCAUCUCCGCAGAGGAACUCUCAAGCUCUGUCAGAGUGACCAUCAGGUUCUUGGUCACCUCCCUGAUCAAGGCCCUCCUCCCCGAUUAUUCAGUUUGGCCAGUUUGGUAACCUUCCCCAGACCUGUGCCUCAAAACAAUCCUGUCUCAGAGCUCUAUGGACAAUUCCUUUGACCUCAUGGCUUGGUUUUUGCUCUGACAUGCAAUGUCCACUGUGGGACCUUAUAUAGACAGGUGUGUGACUUUCCAAAUCAUGUCCAAUCAAUUGAAUUUACCACAGGUGGACUCCAAUCAAGUUGUAGAAACAUCUCAAGGAUGAUUUAUUUUUUUAUUUCACCUUUAUUUAACCAGGUAAGCUAGUUGAGAACAAGUUCUCAUUUGCAACUGCGACCUGGCCAAGAUAAAGCAUAGCAGUUCGACACAUACAACAACACAGAGUUACACAUGGAAUGAACAAAACAUACAGUCAAUAAUACAGUAGAAAAAAAAGAAAAAAAGUCUAUAUACAGUGAGUGCAAAUUAGGUCAAAUAAGGGAGUUAAGGCAAUAAAUAGGCCAUGGUGACGAAGUAAUUACAAUAUGGCAAUUAAACACUGGAAUGGUAGAUGUGCAAAAGAUGGAUGUGCAAGUAAAGAUACUGUGGUGCAAAAGGAGCAAAAUAAAUAAAUACAGUAUGGGGGUGAGGUAGAUGGAUGGGCUGUAUACAGAUGGGCUAUGAACAGGUGCAGUGAUCUGUGAGCUGCUCUGACAGCUGGUUCUUAAAGCCAGUGAGGGAGAUGGGAAUCUCCAGCUUCAGUGAUUUUUGCAGUUUGUUCCAGUCAGUGGCAGCAGAGAACUGGAAGGAAAGGAGGAAUUGGCUUUGGGGGUGACGAGUGACUCAUAGCACGCACUCCAGCAGGUAUGAGUGGGUGCUGCUAUGGUGACCAGCGAGCUGAGAUAGGGUGGGGCUUUACCUAGCAGAGGCUUGUAGAUAACCUGUAGCCAGUGGGUUUGGCAACGAGUAUGAAGCGAGGGCGAGCGUACAGGUCGCAGUGAUGGGUAGUAUAUGGGGCUUUGGUGACAAAACGGAUGGCACUGUGAUAGACUACAUCCAGUUUGCUGAGUAGAGUGUUGGAGGCUAUCAGCGAAUCACCAGCAGCAAGAGCGACAUCAUUGAUGUCUACAGAGAAGAGAGUCGGCUCGAGAAUUGAACCCUGUGGCACCCCCAUAGAGACUGCCAGAGGUCAGGACAACAGGCCCUCCGAUUUGACACACUGAGCUUUAUCAGAAAAGUAGUUGGUGAACCAGGCGAGGCAAUCAUUUGAGAAACCAAGGCGGAGUCUGCCAAUAAGAAUGUGGUGAUUGACAGAGUCGAAAGCCUUGGCCAGGUCGAUGAAUACAGCUGCACAGUAAUGUCUCUUAUCGAUGGCGGUUAUGAUAUCGUUAAGGACCUUGAGCGUGGCUGAGGUGCACCCAUGACCAGCUCGGAAACCAGAUUGCAUAGCGGAGAAGGUACGAUGUGAUUCAAAAUGGUCAGUAAUCUGUUUGUUAACUUAGCUUUCGAAGACCUUAGAGAUGCAGGGUAGGAUAUAUAUAUAUAUAUAUAUAUAUAUAUCUGUAGCAGUUUGGGUCUCCCCCUUUGAAGAGGGGGAUGACCGCGGCAGCUUUCCAAUCUUUGGGAAUCUCAGACGAUACGAAAGAGAGGUUGAACAGGCUAGUAAUAGGGGUUACAACAAUUUCGGCAGAUAAUUUUAGAAAGAGAGGGUCCAGAUUGUCCAGACCGGCUGAUUUGUAGGGGUCCAGAUUUUGCAGCUCAUGAUCAAUGAAAACAGGAUGCACCUGAACUCAAUUUUGAGCCUAAUAGCAAAGGGUCUGAAUACUUAUGUAAGGUUUUUAAUAUAUUUUAUUUUUAAUACAUUUGCAAACAUUUCUAAAAACCUGUUUUCACUUUGUCAUUAUGGGAUAUUGUCUGUAGAUUGCUGAGGAUUUUUUUUAUUUCAUACAUUUAGUAUAAUGCUGUAACGUAACACAAAUGUGGAAAAAGUCUAGGUGUCUGAAUACUUUCCGCAAGGCAGUGUAGAUACACGCUCAACUACUCUGAUAUGCUGCAGAUCUACUGUCUCGAGGACCUAGAUACCGCUUUGGGCUAGCUAUUACUUAAAAUAUUUACAAAUGUUACCUUUCUAUGCUAUAGCUAUUUUGCUUAAAUGAGAAUUAUAUUUACAUGAAAUGAAUAUGCUUUGAACUGACUAGUUUUUAUAGAAAGAGAAUAAGAACAUUUAUUUUGUCUGUUAAAACUGCCAAGCAUGCACAUUUUAUGUACUAUAAAGUGUAAUAGAAAUAUUUAUGAAUAUGAGAAACUAUUUUAACUCCGUUGCAUUUGUACUGUACAUAGUGCAAGUGGAGCUUUGCUCGUGCUUGUAAGAUUGUAUUUUCAUGUUUUAAAUUUAAUGUUGGACUAUGCAUGUAACUGAAUAUUUGUAAAGCUUCUGUAGGGACUGUUUCACCUGUAAAUACUACUGCUUUUGUGAUGUAUACUGUACUUGUGU
Molecule: messenger RNA, 13544 nt
Organism: Oncorhynchus nerka (sockeye salmon)
Lineage: Eukaryota; Metazoa; Chordata; Actinopteri; Salmoniformes; Salmonidae
Product: protein furry homolog
Exons: 63
Coding region: 276-9299 (3007 amino acids)
Biological process (GO): neuron projection development; cell morphogenesis
Cellular component (GO): site of polarized growth; cell cortex
Source: RefSeq, a predicted model, not a curated record